UUAUUAUUUGGCUUGGGAAUUUUAUUAAAAAAUUAACAGAAAAAUUUAUUAUUUCUUUAAAUUUGUAUGAAAAAAUGGCGUUCAGAACUGUGUAUAAAGAAGACUAUAUUGAACAUUCAUUUAAGUCCAUGAGAGAUUAUGAUCCAAUAUGUGCAGAACUUUUCAAAAAAGAAAAAAUAAAGAAAUCGUUAACAUCAAAAACUGAUUCCAUAAAAGCAAGUUAUACGCCAGAAGAAAAAGAAGAAUUAAUAAGAAACAGAUGGGACCGAUUUUAUAAAACUAUUUACAGAAAAUCAUAUUGCCAAAAACCUGUUAAAGCUGAUAAAAUCAUAUCCGAAGGUGUAAUGAUGAUGGAAAUGGAAAAAUUAUUUGAAGCCAUAGACAAGGGCUAUAUCAUGCCUAGAGUGCCUGGAGUAGAACGAGUGAUGGGAUUCGCAUCAAAAGAUGAAAAUAAUACACCAUUGACAACAUAUCAAAAUGCUUACGAUCGUGUUGGUUAUUUCGUAAUAAAAACUAAUAAAGAACGUAUUGCAAAGAAAGAAGCAGAUAAGCAUCGCGUAUCUGUAGCUGAUCGGGAAAGAGUUACCAUACCCAAUCGAAAACAAUCAGGUGAAAAAAUCGUUAAAAAGAAAAACUAUAGCAAUACAUCAAUUAGUUCUGAUCAACCAAAGGAUAAAAAUAAAAGCAACUCCAGCACUAGACAAAUCUUUUUUGUAACACCGGAAAAUACAUCGGAAAAACAUCCACUUAGAUUUGAAUUCGAUACAAAAAAUAAAAAUAUUUAA
Chrysoperla carnea is the source of this 785-nucleotide messenger RNA. RefSeq lists its product as uncharacterized. The coding region runs from base 75 to 785 and encodes 236 amino acids. The transcript has 6 exons. The record is from RefSeq and is a predicted model, not a curated record. Lineage: Eukaryota; Metazoa; Arthropoda; Insecta; Neuroptera; Chrysopidae.